Molecule: messenger RNA, 159 nt
Organism: Cryphonectria parasitica EP155
Lineage: Eukaryota; Fungi; Ascomycota; Sordariomycetes; Diaporthales; Cryphonectriaceae
Exons: 1
Source: RefSeq, a predicted model, not a curated record
AAGAAGCAGUUCAACAACGAGCUGCGGUUGAUGGUGGCGCAGUUUCAGAAGGCCAAAGUCCGAGACUUUAAGACCAUCGCCCUAGCCAUUGUCGACUUCCGUCGACAGUUCAUUGGCGAUCCCUCCAAAAUCCUGCAUCUUGGAACUGUCAAUCUUUGA